Microplitis demolitor is the source of this 1095-nucleotide messenger RNA. Its product is annotated as ankyrin-3-like. Gene Ontology annotation, molecular function: protein binding. The record is from RefSeq and is a predicted model, not a curated record. NCBI's taxonomy places the organism in Eukaryota, Metazoa, Arthropoda, Insecta, Hymenoptera, Braconidae. Bases 1 to 1095 code for a protein of 364 amino acids. The transcript has a single exon.
AUGGAAUACAUGCUACAAAAUGGAGUCGAGGUGGAGGCGAGAAAUCGUGAAGGAGUCGCAGCCGUGCAUCUGGACGUACGACAAGGGUAUAUGGAAAUAUUUGAUUUGUUUACUGAACAUAAUGUGAAUAUGGACAUUGAAGAUGAAAAAGGAAGAACACCAUUAUUCUACGCAGCGGAGUAUGGACAAUCGGAAAAAGUAAAUGCAUUAUUAAAACAAGAGGCUAGAGUAAAUCUUAGGGAUUGCCAUGGAAUGACACCACUGUUCAUGAUAUUUGAGAAAAUUCUAGCUCGUCGAUAUGAAGGAGACAAUUUGUACAGUCCAGAUCAUAUAAGAAAGAUGGAAAUAACGGAAAUGCUAAUAAAAUUUGGAGCCAAUGUCAAUCAGCAGACGACUAAUGAAGGGGCAACACUAUUGCACCUAGCAGGAGCAAGAGUGUAUGAUGAGAUUGUAACAAUGCUGCUAGAAAAUGGAGCAAAUGUUAAUCUAAAAGAUAAAAAGGGAAGAUACGUGGUACAAUAUUGCAGAUAUGGGCGGCAAGAUGAUGAUUUGCCUGCAGGAUACGAAAAAGAGCCGGAUGAAAUAUCGUCUGUCACUGAGGGACACGUUAGUUGGACGCAUUCGAUAAUAAGACAGUUCCUCAUAAGGAAAAGAGUUAUGGGAGAUAUGAUAAACCAGGAUUUGGAGCUGGAAUUGUUGUACUUGAAACAAAAUGAAGCGGAGUAUGAAGUAAAAUGUAAGAAGGAAAUGGAGGAAAUGAAGGAAAUUGUGUUAAUGCGUCAAAGGAAAAGAGAAGUGACACCUAUCGACGUGUGGAAAGCAUCAACAGAAAGUAUGAGGCGAUUUAUAAGACAUAGAGAUUUUGUCCGAAAGCUUCAACGAGGAAAGAUCGGUCACUAUGGAAAUGACAUGUGGGAAAAAGUCGUGGCGGCAAGGUACAGGGAGAAGCUUAUCAAACGUGCUAUUCGAGUACUAAAUAAUGUGACGAGAAACAGUAAGAUGCCGUUCGAAAAUUUGCCAAAGUACGUGCUGGAUGAAAUCGUUAGUAAUAUUAAUAAUGAAGAGCUCAUCAGGAUGACACGCAUGGAUCAAUAA